This is a messenger RNA of Dama dama (fallow deer), 2116 nucleotides long. RefSeq names its product MON1 homolog A, secretory trafficking associated (gene MON1A). Gene Ontology annotation, biological process: protein targeting to vacuole; vesicle-mediated transport. The coding region runs from base 293 to 1957 and encodes 554 amino acids. The transcript is spliced from 6 exons. Lineage: Eukaryota; Metazoa; Chordata; Mammalia; Artiodactyla; Cervidae. The record is from RefSeq and is a predicted model, not a curated record.
CACACCAGGGGCGGGCAGGGCCAGGCCCAGCGACUGGAGCUGGGCCUCCGCCGCGAGAGGCCGGCGAGUGCUGUCUUCCUGAACCGGCAAUCGGCAAGGGGCGGUGGGAGGGAGUGGUGGCCUGCGCCGUGGCCAUGUCUGCGUCCGCAGGGGGCCGUGGUCCUGCGAACCUGAGCCAUCAGUCCGGGCCCGGCCGGAUACCCGUGCCCUCCCGGGGGUCCGGCAGAGGGCAGUGACCGGCAAUCUGUGUGUUCCCCUACCCCCUUCCCCGAGAAACAGGAGAGCCCAAAGGAUGGCCGCUGACAUGCAGAGGAAGAGAAGCAGCGAAGGCCCCGAUGGCAUGUUGGCGCCUGACGGGCAGAAUGUGGAGAGAGCAGAGAGCCCCACGCCAGGACUGGCCCAGGGGAUGGAGCCAGGUGCCGGACAGGAGGGUGCCAUGUUCGUCCAUGCCCGUUCCUACGAGGACCUGACUGAAUCAGAGGAUGGGGCAGCUUCUGGGGAGAGCCCCAAGGAGGGUGCCGGGGGUCCCCCACCUCUGGCUACAGACAUGCGUCAGAUCAGCCAGGACUUCAGUGAGUUGAGCACCCAGCUGACGGGUGUCGCCCGAGACCUGCAGGAGGAGAUGCUUCCAGGAAGCUCUGAGGACUGGCCAGAGUCCCCAGGGGCGGCCAGGCGACCAGCCACAGAGCCCCCAAGGGACGGCGCUGGUGAAGGGGAUGAGGAAGAGGCUGCCGAGGCCUGGCGACGGCACCAGAAGCAUGUCUUUGUGCUGAGCGAGGCGGGGAAGCCUGUGUACUCCCGCUACGGGUCCGAGGAGGCACUUUCCAGCACCAUGGGUGUCAUGGUGGCCCUGGUGUCCUUCCUAGAGGCUGACAAGAAUGCCAUCCGUUCCAUCCAUGCAGAUGGCUACAAGGUAGUGUUCGUGCGCCGGAGCCCACUGGUGCUGGUGGCGGUGGCCCGCACGCGGCAGUCGGCGCAAGAACUGGCUCAGGAGUUGCUCUACAUCUACUACCAGAUCCUAAGCCUGCUGACGGGCGCGCAGCUGAGCCACAUCUUCCAGCAGAAGCAGAACUAUGACCUUCGGCGCCUGCUCUCGGGUUCCGAGCGCAUCACGGACAACCUGCUGCAGCUCAUGGCGCGAGACCCCAGUUUCCUGAUGGGGGCAGCGCGCUGCCUUCCCCUGGCGGCGGCGGUGCGCGACGUGGUGAGUGCCAGCCUGCAGCAGGCGCGCGCCCGCAGCCUGGUCUUCUCCAUCCUGCUGGCGCGCAACCAGCUCGUGGCCCUUGUGCGCCGCAAGGACCAAUUCUUGCAUCCCAUCGACCUGCACCUGCUCUUCAACCUCAUAAGUUCUUCCUCGUCCUUCCGCGAGGGCGAGGCCUGGACGCCAGUGUGCCUGCCCAAAUUCAACGCAGCCGGCUUCUUCCACGCACACAUCUCUUACCUGGAACCUGACACGGAUCUCUGCCUGCUGCUCGUCUCCACCGACCGCGAGGACUUCUUUGCCGUCUCUGACUGCCGCCGCCGCUUUCAGGAGCGCCUGCGGAAGCGCGGGGCGCAUCUGGCUCUCAGGGAGGCGGUGCGCACGCCCCACUACAGCGUUGCCCAGGUGGGCGUCCCUGACCUGCGCCACUUCCUCUAUAAGUCAAAGAGCUCAGGACUCUUCACCAGCCCUGAGAUUGAGGCCCCAUACGACAGUGAAGAGGAGCAGGAGCGGCUGCUAGGCCUCUACCAGUACCUGCAUAGCCGAGCCCACAAUGCCUCCCGCCCCCUGAAGACGAUCUACUACACCGGCCCCAACGAGAACCUCCUGGCCUGGGUGACGGGUGCCUUUGAGCUCUACAUGUGCUACAGCCCCCUGGGGACCAAGGCGUCGGCCGUCAGUGCCAUCCAUAAACUCAUGCGCUGGAUCCGCAAAGAGGAAGACCGCCUCUUCAUCCUCACGCCCCUCACGUACUGAUGAGAAUGUGUGUGGGCGUAGCCCUCCUAGGCAUACCAGGCUGUGGAAGCUGUGAGAGCCUCCAGGUGGCACUGGCCUCUCUGCUCCCCCUCCCCCCGCUGCAGCAGGCAGCACCUGUGGGGUGGUGUGUGCAUUAAAGUGCUUUGGGGAAGACACUGA